CGACUUUUGUUGAUUUUCGUACUAGCCGUUAAUAUGAAGCGAUGUUUUCGACUCUGAUUUCUUUAUACGUAUCAUAGACAAAGUUUUUUUUUUAAAGUAACCGAUUCGGAUGCUCAUACAGACAAAAAUAAUGUACGUGAAAAAAAUGAUCUGUAAAUUUAGAAGUGUUUUAAGGGUAGUCGUAUUGUUUUUAUUGUUCGUGAAUGUAAGUGCAUGUAACUUAGGAUUGGACUUCCUAGCAGAAGAUUUACUAGCAGCCUUGGGUCCAAUAUUGGCCUCUACAUCAAAUAUAUUUGGUGAUAUAUUUAAAACACAUUCCAUAGAAGAAGAAGACGGCCCUAUUACUCCUGAUCUGAUCACCGAGUGUUUGAAAUGUGGUCGCGAGCUGGCCCGCAGUUCGAAAGAGCGCGGGAAUAAGCUCGUGAAGAAUGGUAUCAACCUGGAGGCGUAUUCACCAUCGCUGCUGCAUUUCUUCUCCCCUUCUUACUCAGCUGAUAUAAAUAACGCAGUGGAAGUGUCCCAUGAGAUUCUUAGUUCAACGAAAGUACUUCAGACGAAGUUAUGCGCGUGCAGUGAUGUCACGCCAAACACGUUUAUGGCAUUCUUGGAGAACCAGGUUAUUAAAGUGCAAGAUCCUACCCUCGGCAUGCCCUCAACCAUUAUCUGCGGGAACGCCAAGUACCGCACAACAGAUGGCAUUUGUAACAACGAGCGACACCCUUACUGGGGCAGGAAGGGCGCGUGUUUUACUAGAAUAGCUAACCCUAAAUACGGCGAUGGUAUUUAUUCGAUGCCGCUGGCGAGAAGUGGCCGAGAACUUCCCAACCCUCGUACACUCUCAACUCGUCUCUUCACCGACCGAUGUAUCCCUAGUCGGGUAUUCACUCACGCCAACAUGCAAUGGGGUCAAUUUAUCACUCAUGACAUGGUCUCUAAAGCUAUGGAAGUCACUGACGAAGGCGGUAUACAGUGUUGUCUUGGUGACGGCCAAGGAGUCCUACCACCGGAGUGGCUGAACGACAAAUGCAUACCGAUCAGUGUGCCCGACGACGACACAUUCUACCGGUCUUAUGGCAUUAAGUGCUUGAAUAUGGUGCGCAGUAUCACCGCUCCAAGAGAAGACUGUACAUUAGGACCCGCUGAACAGAUGAACGCAGUGACCAGUUUCCUAGACGGCUCAACGAUUUACGGCUCGGACAAGAAAACCUCAAUGAAGCUUAGAAGCAAGAAAAACGGGAAACUUCGACAAGUCAACAAGAAGGACUCUUGUCGGGGAUUUCUCCCGUCGGUCGACGACAAAUCGGCCUCAUGCGACUUGAGGAACUCCUCGGAGCCGUGCUACGUUUCAGGUGACCUCCGUGUAAACCAAACUCCCACCUUGGCCAUGCUGCACACACUAUUCCUGAGAGAGCACAACAGGAUAGCGGAUAUUUUAAGCGAACUAAACCCGCUGUGGAGCGACGAAAAACUGUAUCAAGAGACGAGAAAGAUCGUUAUAGCCGAAAUACAACAUAUCACUUACCAGGAAUGGCUGCCGGCUAAUUUAGGUGAGAGCUACGUUCGAUAUUACCGCAUAUCUCCGUCGAGCCUUUACAGCAGAGACUACAACGAGGACGUGAAUCCCGGUAUUAUCAAUAGCUUCGGAGCGGCCGCAUUUCGUUUCAUGCACUCUGUCGUACCGGAUACGAUCAUGGCCUGUCCCUCUGGCUAUAAUGCCGCCUAUUUACACAGAUUAAGUGACCACUAUUUUAACCCAAGCAUUCUAGAAACAUCUUCGGAGGCGUUCGACGAUGUCGUCAGAGGCUCAGUGAGUCAUUACUCGGCCGAGGCGGACCCUUUUGUCAGUGGCGAAUUAACUAAUUUAAUGUUUAAAUCGUAUAAUCGAUGGGGUCUGGAUUUGAUUGCUACGGAUAUACAGCGAGGACGGGACCAUGGGCUGGCUUCUUAUAACGAUUACAGGGAAAUCUGUGGCCUUCGAAAGGCGAGGUGUUUCCAAGAUUUAGCUGGAGAAAUCACACAAGACCGUAUCAACGCCCUGGCCCGUCUCUACGAGUGCGUGGACGACAUAGACUUGUUUGUCGGCGGAUCUCUGGAACGCGACGUUCAGGGUUCGAUAUUCGGUCACACUUUUCACUGCAUAGUGGCUGAACAGUUCUACAGAACGAGAAUCGGCGAUAGAUUCUUCUAUGACAACGGAGAAAUGCCUCAUUCUUUUAGCUCAGAUCAACUGAAAGAAAUAAAGAAAACUUCUCUGGCCCGUGUAAUUUGCGACAACACAGACGGAGUCUACUACGUUCAGAAGAAGGCCUUCGAGCUGGAAUCUACGUACAACCCCAAAUAUAGAUGCGACGACUAUGAGGCCAUACCUUACGUGGAUCUGACUGCGUGGAAGAAACCAAUUUUAGAUUUGUUCGAUUGAACUAUGGAGGGUAGAGUUAAAGAGCACCAUCUUGUAUAUGAGACAAGUUGAAAAUAUGUCCAUAUGUAAACAAUAAGUAUUGUUGGAGGACUCAUCGAAAUAGCGCUAGUGUAGCAAGUGGAAAUGAUAUGAAUAUCGCAGUUUUAAAUAAAGUGAAGUCGUCGAACCCGUCGCUUGCGACGAAGAGCCUAACGAGCGAAUUAGCCCAUAGACACACCCCACUGAGUUUCUCGCCGGAUCUUCUCAGUGGGUCGCGUAUCCGAUCCGGUGGUAGAUUCUGCGAAGCACUGCUCUAGCUAGGGCCGAUGUUAGCAUCACUCCGAUUUAAGCCCCGUGAGCUCACCUACACGUUAGGGUGAAGCUGAAACAGCCUCUCAAGGAUAUCAGCAAAGGUAGGAAAAAAAAAGAGUGAAGUGUGGAGUUUAUGGCGCUGUUUUUAAAAUCCUUCCACUUGCUACGGUGGCGCCACCUUAAUUAUCUCCCUUAGAGCGAACACUUUUUAAUACACUGAGAUAGUGCUCUUUAGUUUUACCCUCCGUGGAUUGAAAAUAUUAAUUCGAUCGAUUAGCGCGAAAAUUCUACUAGUUUAUUUGGACUGGUGGUAGGACCUCAUGUGUGACGGCACGGGUAGUUACUACCACCCUGCUCAUUUCUGCCGUGAAGCAGUAAUGCGUUUCGUUUGAAGGGUGGGGAAGCCGUUGAAACUAUACUGAGACCUUAGAACUAAUAUCUCAACGUGGGUGGCGGCAUUUACGUUGUAAAUGUCUAUGAGCUCCAGUGACCACUUAAUACCAGGUGGGCUGUGAGCUCGUCCACCGACCUAGCAAUAAAUAAUAAAAAAAAAACUAUAAGCAUUAGAGCGAAUGAGAGUUUUAAGUAGGCUUUUCAAUCAUUAGUGAGGAGAGAGCAUGGAUGAGAGCUGCGGUCUACCUGGUCAUAAGUCACCGUCACUCGUGUCCAUCAGAGGCCCAGAGGUCCAAACGUUUUUCGGUGAUGAAAAUGUCAUCAUGUCGAAGAGGUCUCUCGAAUACAUUUCCGAGUUUGAUAGAAUGAAGCAGCAUCAUAUUAAUUUAUUUUUUAUUUUUUUCAUUUACUGCAGAUUUUGCAUCAAUAUUACAUUCAUCAAUAUCUCAUAUAGUAUACCAAAAUUAAAUAAAAAUAAGAACUACAAUCUCGGAAUAAAACAAAAGCAACAAUAAUAAUAAAAAAACAAAUCAAAUAAUAACAAUAAUAAAACAAAUACUCAAAAUCAAUAUCAAAACUACCUUAAUUACCAUUACAAUUACCAUUCCUUGUUUCAUAGGAUUUAGAAGUAAAAACAAUUUAGCGUUCCUCAGUAAGGGAAGCGAUGGUGCAAAGAAUGAUGACAAUCACAGGACCCGUAAAGUUGGCAAUGAUUCUUGCAAUGUGAGUCGACUAUUAUCAAAGCCGGCAAUCUGACUUUUGGACAAUUAUUGGUAAAUCAGAAAAACGAAUUAUUGACUUUGUAUUCCAUUGACAGUCACAAAACUCUUCGGAACGACAUCUUAGAUAAAUAACAGGUUAACUAUUAACCUUUAUUUAAUGCAGGUUUUGAACCGUAUUCUUUGAAGGAGACGAUUAUAUUCAAAUCAAUCUGUAUUGACAUAUCAAUAACAUUUUUUUGUCCAAAUGCACAGAUUGCCACCUUUGAUAAUAGACGACUCAUGUGUCUAUUUUAAGUAAUGGAUUAGGCUCUUUUAUUACGUAGUGAGCGAGACCACAGCCAAUACGGUGUUAAAUGGCCGCCAGCGCCCAUAGAUUAACCAAUAGUUUUUAAUUAAAAGUUUUUAAUUAAAAAGGUGUUAAUUAAAAAGUUAUAUCUGAAAUAGAUUUAAGCUAAACUAAUUAUUAAUAUAAUUAAAGAAAACAGAUGAUAUUAUUAAAAUGUAUUUAUUAAUAUAAAGGACUUAUUUAUUUACAUAAAAAAUACAUGUAGGUAAGCACCGAGCUUAGCGCGAUCUUUUUAACGUUUUCGAUAACGUAAAAGUUAACUCGUAUGGAGUUGGAACGUUUGCCUGCGUUUACCGCUAGGGGCGCUGUACCAACUGCAUAGAGAUUUGAGUUAACUUUUACGCUAUCGAGAACGUUAAAAAGCUCCCACUAAGGACACUGAAGUAAUGAUGGUUGUUUCAGUUAACCUUACCGAAUAUUUUAAGUAACAAUAAAUUCACAACCUAACUUGUAGUAUUUGUUUUAUUGCUUAAU
Molecule: messenger RNA, 4645 nt
Organism: Bombyx mori (domestic silkworm)
Lineage: Eukaryota; Metazoa; Arthropoda; Insecta; Lepidoptera; Bombycidae
Product: peroxidase
Exons: 12
Coding region: 110-2419 (769 amino acids)
Biological process (GO): response to oxidative stress
Molecular function (GO): heme binding; peroxidase activity
Source: RefSeq, a predicted model, not a curated record